AUGGGGACACAAGAAAUACACUUGUUAAAACUAAUAAAAGUAGAAAGAGGAAGGGAAUUGAAUGCGCGGGUCGUGUCGUGGGGUUCCAAGGUGACUAAUGGUCGCAACUUUGAAGAACUUCCAGAGGAUCCAUCUAAUUCACUUUUUCCACCACCGCGAAUAAUCGAUACCAAACUCCAUUCGACAGAUGAGCCGCCACAAAGGCAAACCACUGUCAGCGUGGUUGUCGAUGACAGCAUCGAUUUCAUAACGGCUGGCAUUGAAGCCAUAAUUGAGGAUCAGGUGACUAGUCGGUUCCGCGCAGAGCAGAUCCCGUCAUGGAACCUUCUCACAAGAACAAGGUUCUCCUUUCAGCAUAUAAGCUGGAAACUCUCGCUGUUAUGGAUAGGCGGCUUUCUUUUUCGAUAUUGCAUUCUUGUUCCAAUCCGCGUAUUCUUAUUUAUUCUGGGAAUGUCAACCAUGUGUGGUGUGUGUUACUUAGUGGGUCAUAUUCCCAACGUAAAAGUCAAGAAGUUUCUCAACCGUCACGUGAUGCUCGUGUCUAUGCGGAUAUUCUCUCGUUCAUUCUCGAGCAUUAUCCGAUUUCAUGAUAGGCACAAAGAGUUUCCCUUUUUAAGAGAAAACCGAGCUAAAAAAGGAGGUAUUUGCGUCGCAAAUCAUACUUCGCCAAUCGACGUGAUGGUAUUGAGUUGUGAUAAUUGUUAUGCUAUGAUUGGUCAAAAACAAGGAGGCUUUCUUGGUUUCAUACAAGAUUCGUUGAGUCGUGCUGAGCACCAUAUCUGGUUCGAAAGGAGCGAAGCAGCUGAUAGGAAAAAAGUUACUCAAAGGCUAAGAGAACAUGUGGAAGAUGAAAACAAACUGCCAAUCAUUAUUUUCCCUGAGGGAACUUGCAUCAAUAAUACUUCUGUGAUGAUGUUCAAAAAAGGGUCUUUUGAGAUUGGUAGCACAAUCUAUCCAAUAGCUAUGAAGUACGACAGUCGAUUGACUGAUGCUUUCUGGAACAGCAGCGAGCAGUCUUACGGAGAGUAUCUGUGGAGAAUGAUGACAUCAUGGGCAAUUAUCUGCGACGUGUGGUACCUACCACCAAUGACGAGAGAGCCAGGUGAGGAUGCCAUAGCAUUUGCGCGAAGGGUCAAAAAAGCCAUCGCAAAAAAAGGUGGCCUUGUGGAUCUGGAAUGGGACGGAGCGUUGAAAAGGGAGCGA
Molecule: messenger RNA, 1203 nt
Organism: Cylicostephanus goldi
Lineage: Eukaryota; Metazoa; Nematoda; Chromadorea; Rhabditida; Strongylidae
Source: the annotation of a GenBank genome assembly